Enterobius vermicularis (human pinworm) is the source of this 2601-nucleotide messenger RNA. NCBI's taxonomy places the organism in Eukaryota, Metazoa, Nematoda, Chromadorea, Rhabditida, Oxyuridae. The record is from the annotation of a GenBank genome assembly.
AUGAGGGGGGAACGGCUCCUUCAUUUAGUAGGUGACCAGUCUUUCGAACUCUGUGCUGUCUGCGGCGACAAGUCAACUGGAACACAUUAUGGGGUUGUUUCCUGUAACGGUUGUAAGGGGUUUUUUCGUCGAACUAUUCUUAGAAACCAGAAGUUUUCUUGUCGUUUUAAUAAGAGAUGCAAAAUCGAUAAGAAUUUUCGAUGUGCAUGUAGAUAUUGCCGAUUUCAGAAAUGUCUAGCUGUUGGGAUGAAACGUGAAGCUAUCCAGUUUGAACGAGAUUCUAUUGGUUCUCCUAAAAAGUGGAAAGAAUCCCCUUCUCCAGGCGUUGGUAGCACUCCUUCUGGUAUAGAUGGUUCUGGAACGGAAGGAGAAGAGAAGUUGAGUUCUACUGACAUGUUACGCAACAACUCUGAUCGAGAAGUUAUAAGCCGGUUAAUGGAGAUGGAAGCUCGCGUUAAUAGUGAAAUUUCUGCUCGGUAUCGAAACUCUGUUAUAACGUCCUCUAGGAGUGUUCCACUAGAAGGUAUGGGUACAGGUGAAAAUAUUGGAAGCACAUCUUCAGCGUUUUCGCAGCCUUAUCGACCAUGCACUGUAGAUGAUUUGAACGAUAUUUCUCGGACCACUCUUGUGUUUAUGGUUGAGUGGGCAAAAAACUUGCCGUUAUUUCCAGACUUGCCAAUGGACGACAAAAUUAUUUUGCUCAAAAACUAUGCUCCUCAACAUUUAAUAUUGAUGCCAGCUUUUCGUUCUCCUGACACUACAAGAAUUUGCCUUUUCAACAACACUUAUGUUAGUCGAGAUACGGCUUCAGGACUGAAUGCUUUCGCAGCUUUCAAGACAAGUAACAUUACUCCUCGCGUUCUGGACGAGAUUGUUUGGCCUAUGCGUCAGCUUCAGAUACGAGAGGAAGAGUUUGUUUGUUUGAAGGCAUUGGCUUUUCUCCAUCCUGAAGCGAAGGGUCUUUCUGCAGAGAGCCAAAUGGUUAUUAGAGAAGAACGGAACCGAGUAUUAAGAGCAAUAUAUUCAUUUAUUUUGGAGCAGUCUCCAGAAGAAGCUCCGAUUCGUUAUGGAAAUAUCCUUCUUCUUAUACCAGCUUUGAAAGGACUUACGCAGUUAUUGAUUGAAAAUAUGACAUUGACGAAGUUCUUUGGUCUUGCUGAAGUGGAUUCUUUACUUUCUGAAUUCAUUUUGGAAGAUGGCAGUGGUAUACCUCCCUUAACGCUUCAGCAGAACAUCCCUGGUUCUUUUUCUUCAAAUUUGUCUAAUGGGGACACAGAGCUUCUGCCUCAUACGCCAUCCAAUAUUAUUGGCGAGUCGACUUUUACACCGGCGAACUCCGAACCAGUGAAUGAUUACACGUACCAGGCCCUUCCUACAAGUGAUUCGUUACUAGAGCAACAGUAUUCGCCUAUAUCAACUGGCAGCUCAGGAGGGACACAACAGUACCCUCCUGCGUCAUCAGCAAAUCCCGAUACUGAAGGAACAACUUUAAGAGAUAAUGCUCUAAUAUGGGCGAACAGUUGGAUACAGCACAGGGAUUGGGCUCUGAUCUGUGCCAUGUUUGCUCUGACAAGUCUACGGGCAAACAUUAUGGAGCGAUAUCGUGCGACGGAUGUAAAGGUUGAGGUGUUUUUAGUUGCUCAGUUAUCGUUCUUUUUACACAAUCACAGGAAUUCCUGUCGAUCAUGCCGACUAAAAAAGUGUAUUUUGGCUGGGAUGCGAGCCGAAGGUAUCUAUUGUUCUAUUCCAGCCAUUCAAACUGAACGAGAUAUUAUUGGUAAACGAAAAAAAAAUGAAAUUGAUAAAGAAAGGACAUUACUGCAAAUCCUUCUUCGAUCAGAAAAUCAUUGUCAACAGUUACGCGGUUCUGUCAUAAAAUGCACAGAACAGGUUACUUAUGAUACUGGUAUGAGUAAAAGGAAGCCAAUAGUGAGGUCAGAUGAAGAAUGUGAUAACUUGGCAUCACUUGAUGAUGUUGGUCAAAGUAUUCAUCAACAAUUGGUCAUUAUGGUUGAAUGGGCAAAAACCUUACCUCAGUUUAAAAAUUUAAAGUUAUGUGAUCAGGCCAGUCUUUUAAAGGCUAAUGCAGCGCCAUUACUUAUUUUUGUAGCUGCAUAUCGGUCUUUGAAUAUGGAUGGUGCAAUAUGUCUGGCGAACAAUACCGUUGUUACAAAAAAGCAUGCUGUUAACAUUGGUGACGUUAAUAGCGUUGUUCUACGAAUUAUAAAUGAAAUUGUGCAACCAAUGCGACGGUUAAAAAUUGAAAGAAGUGAAUAUGUCGCUUUGAAAGCAAUUAUAUUUUUUAAUUCUGUAGCUCCGGACAUUGCUGCUGCUGAAGCUAUUGCUGAAGCACGAAGAAGUUUUUUGAAAACUUUGCAAAUUCAGUGCCGCCAUGAUGAUUGUCGAGCCGGGAUGUUACUUUUACUUUUACCUCCAAUUUAUGUAAUUGCUCAACAACUGGUCGAAAACGUUCAUCUGGCCAGUAUAUUCUGCCUUGCCAAUGUUGAUAAACUAAUGCAGGAGUUGAUUUUGUAUGAUCAACCGUCAACAAUAAUUGAUCAACUUUCAAAUCCUAUUACCCAUGUUCGGUCAAACUCGUAG